Messenger RNA from Drosophila kikkawai, 469 nucleotides. RefSeq names its product DNA repair protein SWI5 homolog. NCBI's taxonomy places the organism in Eukaryota, Metazoa, Arthropoda, Insecta, Diptera, Drosophilidae. Gene Ontology annotation, cellular component: Swi5-Sfr1 complex; Swi5-Swi2 complex. Gene Ontology annotation, biological process: meiotic joint molecule formation; double-strand break repair via homologous recombination; meiotic DNA recombinase assembly involved in reciprocal meiotic recombination. The record is from RefSeq and is a predicted model, not a curated record.
AUGCACAGAGAAUGCGAAAUUUUACACGUUUUGACGAACGGGGUUGCCAGAUGGACGGCAGCUGAAUGCAUCCAGCUGAUGCGCCUAUCGAUAACGAUAUCUAAUGUGCAUCGAUUCGAUUUAAGCAAUUUAAAAAUGAAGGAGUCCAAGAAAAAGUCCCGUAAAACGACCAAAAAAGCCAAGGACCCGACGGAUUCGGAGAAAAAGGAAACCAUAAAGCUGCUGCACGAGUACAACGACCUGAAGGACGCCACACAGCUCGUCCUGGGAGCCUUGGCAACCAUGAAAGGCGUCCCCAUCCGAUCGCUCUACUCCACCUACGACCUGCCCCUCGACGAAUAAACCAACAGCUAUUUUUAGUCUUCAUGUACUCGUUGUAAAUAGCGUAUAUACAACCAAGUGCUAGUAAAUGCCUCCUGGUUGGGCAGUUCCUUGUUGUCUACCACUCUAAUAAAUCCACUUAAAGCUA